GAUGAGGAGGGGGAAAUAGGAUAUGCAGUCAAUGUGACAGCUGUGCUGGCGAUGCCCUAUAAAUUAAAGGGAGCGCAGAAGGAGGGAAAUUUGAACAUAUUCUUGGAGGGACAAGAUGAACCUUGAGGCAGCAGAUAGCAAAACUUCACUGACAACGACAGGAGCAUUAAGGGGAUGUAGCUGGAGGAAGCCACAUCUGGAACAGCCAAAACAUUUCGUCUACAAAAAGAUCAUCAAACCGCUAAUGGAGAAGAAGCGAAGGAAUCGAAUUGCCCACUUUCUGAACCAGCUGAAGACUCUGUUAUUAGAUGGUAGCACCCACCAUGGAAACAAGCCUCUGCCUAAUUCUCGCAUGGACAAGGCAACUCUUCUGGAAAUGACAGUGCAGCGGAUCCAAACAUUGCAGUUAGCAGUGGCAGAGGACAGGGGCUUUCAUACAGGAUAUGCAUACUGUGCAUCUCUUGUUCAAGCCUUUCUCAUCUCAGAGACACACCACUAUCUAGAUGCUCCCAGUCACUCAAACUCUUCAUCCAGACCCACCUCUGAGACCCCCUCACUGGCAACUCCAUCAGCAUCUAAUCUGGAAAAGUUCUCCAGAUGGAGUGAAAGGUGUCUGGCUUCUCCUGGCUUUAGACGUUUUGAAGAAUCAGUCUCUUCUGGGAUACUGAACAGAACAGGGCCCCAAGUAUUCUGGAGACCCUGGUCUACCUGAACCUCUUUUACCUUAUACAUGAGGAAGGGGGAGCAGAAAGAAUCCGACUACUGGAGCUGCUAAUUUGUUUGGCAUUGGGAAAAUAUUUUUAGGAAAUUUUGCGUACCUGUUUUGUCCCCUAGUUCUUCAGAUCCAUUUCCUGUUGUGUACAUAAGCUGGUUUUUCUGUGCUUCUUUGUGUGGUUCUGUAUCUCACCGUCUUUGCUUUGCUCAUGUAUGUUAUGUAUAAAAGUUUGUAGAAACAAAAAAUAUUUGUAAAUAAAUUAUUCAAAAUUGCACAA
Rhineura floridana is the source of this 992-nucleotide messenger RNA. Its product is annotated as enhancer of split m7 protein-like. Lineage: Eukaryota; Metazoa; Chordata; Lepidosauria; Squamata; Rhineuridae. The record is from RefSeq and is a predicted model, not a curated record. Gene Ontology annotation, biological process: anterior/posterior pattern specification; regulation of transcription by RNA polymerase II; regulation of neurogenesis. Gene Ontology annotation, molecular function: DNA-binding transcription factor activity, RNA polymerase II-specific; protein dimerization activity; RNA polymerase II cis-regulatory region sequence-specific DNA binding. Gene Ontology annotation, cellular component: nucleus. Bases 116 to 712 code for a protein of 198 amino acids. The transcript has 4 exons.